Bactrocera tryoni is the source of this 1494-nucleotide messenger RNA. RefSeq names its product cyclin-dependent kinase 10 (gene Cdc10). Gene Ontology annotation, cellular component: nucleus. Bases 288 to 1448 code for a protein of 386 amino acids. Lineage: Eukaryota; Metazoa; Arthropoda; Insecta; Diptera; Tephritidae. Gene Ontology annotation, biological process: regulation of mitotic cell cycle; protein phosphorylation. The record is from RefSeq and is a predicted model, not a curated record. Gene Ontology annotation, molecular function: ATP binding; cyclin-dependent protein serine/threonine kinase activity. The transcript is spliced from 9 exons.
CCUAAAACUGGUAAUCGUGACACAAUAUUUAUAAAUGUAACCACGGAAACCAUCGUGGUCAUCACACACAUUGUGAAAAAAACUAUUACAUUUUCAUCCAAAAUGCAAAGGGCAACAGUUACCACUUCACUGACAUCCGGUGAUAAUUCCGCAUCUAAUUGUUAAGCAAAUAAAACUUGUUCAUAUGUACGUGUUAUCACUUUUGCGAUCGCGAUUCUGUGGAAGCCCUAACAAAAGCUACGCAGCGUGUACAACUCAUCAACGAUCCACUAAAUGUUAAUAGAAAGAUGUCAGAAGCUGUCGAGCACAUAAAAUCCUUAGAUCCUCAAGCUCCGGUAACCAGAAAAGGUUACUUGAUAUCUAUAAAAAGCGGGGAACCGAUUGAUAUAAAAGAUUGCGAUGUGCAUGGACGAUGUCGUGCAGUUACUGAUUUUGAAAAAUUAAAUCGCAUUGGAGAAGGCACAUACGGUAUAGUUUAUCGGGCCAGAGAUUCUCGAACAAAUAGUAUAGUUGCUUUAAAAAAAGUACGAAUGGAUCAAGAAAAAGAUGGUUUACCUAUCAGCGGAUUACGAGAAAUAAUGAUUCUAAAAGCCUGUAGCCAUGAAAAUAUUGUAAAUCUCAUUGAUGUAGUAGUAGGCAAAAGCUUAGAAAGCAUAUUUCUUGUAAUGGAGUACUGUGAACAGGACUUGGCAUCAUUACUCGACAAUAUGGUGCAGCCUUUUUCAGAGUCUGAAGUGAAAUGUAUUAUUUUACAAGUUUUGCAUGGAUUGGAGUAUAUGCAUUCCAGAUAUAUAAUCCAUCGUGACUUAAAAGUGUCUAACUUGUUAAUGACUGACAAGGGGUGUGUUAAAAUAGCUGACUUUGGUCUUGCUAGGCUUUAUGGUGAACCAUCUACAACUAUGACACCACAAGUAGUAACUCUUUGGUACCGUUCACCAGAAUUAUUAUUGGGAUCGCCAAUCCAAACAACGGCUGUGGAUAUGUGGGCUGUCGGGUGCAUCUUAGGUGAACUUUUGUCUCAUAAGCCGCUGCUACCUGGUAGUACAGAACUUGGGCAAUUAGAUUUGAUAACAGAUUUGCUUGGAACUCCAUCGGAAAACAUUUGGCCUGAAUUUCUUAAAAUGCCGGCACUUGAAAAUUUCACACUUAAACAGCAACCCUAUAAUAAUUUAAAACCAAAAUUUCAAUAUUUGACUGCAGCCGGAUUACGACUCUUAAACUUCCUAUUCAUGUAUGAUCCCAAAAAACGUGCUACGGCCGAAGAAUGUUUGCAGAGCAGCUAUUUUAAGGAACCACCAUUGCCGUGUGACCCAAAAUUGAUGCCCACAUUCCCUCAACACCGCAACCUCGCACAAACGAAACAAACAACUGGGCAGCAAACUAAUAUUGAGCUGCCAACCAUAUCGGCAAUAUUAGGUAGCAUAUUAAAAAAACGUCGUGUAGAUUAGACAUUUUUAGUACCAUAUAUUUGAAUAAUAAAGCAAAUAACUUAAA